Messenger RNA from Anoplopoma fimbria (sablefish), 842 nucleotides. It is a transcript of the gene arpc3, whose product is annotated as actin related protein 2/3 complex, subunit 3. The record is from RefSeq and is a predicted model, not a curated record. NCBI's taxonomy places the organism in Eukaryota, Metazoa, Chordata, Actinopteri, Perciformes, Anoplopomatidae. Gene Ontology annotation, molecular function: actin filament binding. Gene Ontology annotation, biological process: regulation of actin filament polymerization; Arp2/3 complex-mediated actin nucleation. The coding region runs from base 106 to 642 and encodes 178 amino acids. Gene Ontology annotation, cellular component: Arp2/3 protein complex; cytoskeleton. The transcript has 7 exons.
GUGACCACUUCCUGUAAAGCUGAAGGGUGGGAAGGCGGAAGCUGGGUCCUACCGUGCUAGUACUUACCUCUCGCUGAGCAGUGGGACUGAUAUUUAUCACUCAACAUGCCGGCGUAUCACUCCGCCCUGAUGGUCCCCGACACCAGGAUGGUGGGGAACAUGGCUUUGCUUCCUCUUAAAACCCAGUUCAAGGGACCCGCCAGAGGAGACGGAAUAGAGUCAGACAUCAUUGAUGAGGCUAUCUACUACUUCAAGGCCAAUGUUUUCUUUAAGAACUAUGAGAUCAAGAAUGAGGCGGACAGGACGCUGAUCUAUGUCACACUGUACAUUUCCGAAUGCCUGAAGAGGCUACAGAAGUGCAGCUCCAGGAGCCAGGGAGAGAAGGAGAUGUACACGCUGGGCAUCACAAACUUCCCCAUUCCUGGAGAACCUGGCUUCCCUCUCAAUGCUAUGUAUGUUAAACCUGCAAACAAGCAAGAGGACGAGACAAUGAGAGCGUACCUCCAGCAGAUCCGCCAGGAGACCGGCUUGAGGCUAUGUGAUCGCGUGUUUGAUCCCCAGACAGACAAACCCAGCAAGUGGUGGGUGUGCUUUGUCAAAAGGCAGUUCAUGAACAAAAGUCUGUCAGCUCCUGGACAGUGAAUGACUCAGGACUCUGUUUCAAUUCCACACAUGGAAGAUGGGUGCAUUUUUCUUUUGGACGGGGGUUGGGGGGGGUCUGCUUCUGUGUUGCUAAAAUGAUUUUAUAAUCUUUGAAUUUAAGGACAUGUCUUCACUUGUUUGGAUGUUGACCAAAUUGAGCUGGUGCUUAAUUCAAUAAAGCAGUCAUGGAGAUUGGAAAA